Mercenaria mercenaria is the source of this 1606-nucleotide messenger RNA. RefSeq lists its product as uncharacterized. The transcript is spliced from 4 exons. The record is from RefSeq and is a predicted model, not a curated record. Lineage: Eukaryota; Metazoa; Mollusca; Bivalvia; Venerida; Veneridae. The coding region runs from base 142 to 567 and encodes 141 amino acids.
UUACAAUUUCCUCAUAGUCUUUUGGUAUCAGUCAAUAUAUAUAUAUGAGACUCUCCCUACAUUCCAUGCAAAUUUCAUAGCAGCUGAACAAGCUUUCUACAGCGCAUUUUCUUGACAGAGUAGACGUCAAAAAGUACAAGCAUGAGGGCAAUUUUCAUCACAACCAUACUACUGGCAAGUUGUCUGCCUUCUGAUGCUUUUUUGUUUAGGAGAAGACGGAACUCUGCAACUGCUUCGAGUUCUUCCAUCACUAACUGCUACUGCACAAUGGUGAAAGGGAAUCUCGUCGGUACUGACACUCCCCUUAGGAAAAGAAGUGUUGAAAUGAGUGGCAACCGUUACGACGUCAGAUUUCAAGUUGAUCCGUGCAAUUUCAAAACGUAUGACAUUGACCAGAAUCUAGAAAUCACUAAAAGUGAACUCCAUGAUAUAUUUGGGGACGACGAAAAGGUUAAUGCUCUGUUCAAAGCAUUAGAUUCUCCAAUAGUUGAUGGCGUUAUAGAAGCGGAAGAGUUCUAUUCAAUGGCACCAGAGACCAUCGUUGCAUGCGCGGACUAUGACGAGUAACAUCAAUAUUUUCGUACGCGAGAAAGUUGUGGUUUCUGCGAUAUAACAUCGGACAUUCUGCACGAUAUAGAAUAACUGAUAUAGUGACAAUGUUAGCACCAAGUGUUAAGGAUUUUUUCUUAUAAAAGAAAGUUAUUACCUUUUGUUUGAAGAGAACAAAACUGUGUUUUUUGUUGUUUUUUUUUUUUCAAAAUGAUAGCAGAAGAUGGACCGCAAUUGAAAGUAUACUCACACGAAUUUUCAUUUCAUGUUAACACGUUUCCUAACCAUAAUAAUAAUAAUUUCUUUCUCAUUGCUAAAGUCAAUACUUACCUCUGUAUCAUGAAAGAGUUUUCCUGGAAUAUAAGAAUAUUUAUUGAAGCAGUCCGUAAAAGGUAAAGGUUUCUUGUUUAGCGUAGGUUGUUCAUGAAAAUCCACAUCUGAAAUGAUUAGAAAAAUUUUAGUCGAGCCCGCAACAGGUGUUAUAUUUAUCUCCCGCAGCAUCAGUCUAGGCUGGUACUGCUAGAAACAGUAUCGGCAUUGAAACAUAUCAAACGGGAAUAAUACCCGUAUGUUUGGCAGUGUAGUCUGAUCUGAUAACGACUAUACCACUGACUCAGUAACAAGCGGUUAAUUGGUUAUGAUGGAAAAACAACUUUAACUACGUAUCUUUGGUGACAUUUCAUGAUUGUGUAAUAUGAUGCUUAUAUGCAAACACAAUUUCGUCAUUAUGAAAAAAUAGCAGACCUUACUUUUUUUAAAGUCAAUUUGACAAGUUAUUUCAGAUAGUAUAUAUCAUUCAAAAUAUUUAACAGGAGAGAGGGAGAGAGAGAGAGAGAGAGAGAGAGAGAGAGAGAGAGGGAGUGAGAGAGCUAAAACAUGUCCAUAACAAAUAAGUUUUCGAUGUCUUGAUAUGCAGUGUUACUAAGUAAAUGAUAUGUUGAAUGUUACAGUGAAGUUUGCAAUGUGACCUACUUUGAGCCUUGACUUUUUCUCUUACUAAUAUUGUUGACUGAAAAUUUUUCUAACUAUAAUAAAAUAAAUCUAUCCAAACUGCAAA